GAAACGAGCGCGUUAUAAACGAGGUCGACUAAAACGACAUCGUUUCCCAUGCAUAAAUCUAGUAAUAUUUGUACUUUAAGAUCAACAAAAACAUAACAUAACAUCAUCGUUGCAACAACUACCGUCUCAAAACUCAUCACCAACCUCUGUCAAAAUCUUUUGAAGAAGAUGGGUUCAAAAUCAGAGACUUUAACCUUUGAGGAUGUGGCUAAGCACAAUCACAAGAACGAUUGCUGGAUCAUAGUCAACAAAAAGGUAUAUGAUGUUACCCCAUUUUUGGAUGAUCAUCCAGGAGGUGAUGAGGCUUUACUGUCUGCUACAGGGAAGGAUGCUACCACCGAUUUCGAAGAUGUUGGUCACAGUGACUCAGCAACAGAGAUGAUGGAAAAGUACUAUGUCGGGGAGUUUGACGCCAACACUCUUCCAGUAGAAGCUAGGAACAAUCCAACAGCACCAAUUCAAGCAUCUACCAUAAACAGCAAUCAAUCUUCUGGAGUUUUGUUGAAGUUCUUGCAGUACUUGGUGCCAUUGCUGAUAUUGGGUGUUGCAUUUGCUCUUCAGUACUAUGGAAAAAGAAGCAAAUCCAAUGAAUCGGAGAUGAUUAGGCAUUUUCGCAAAGGCACAAGACAAAGAAAAGGAUACAAGAUAAGUCUUAAGAAAGAGGUUGUGUUACAGAGCGUCAAAGGUGGAAAGAGGACAAGUAGAAAGGCAGUGGUGGUGCCCCCAUCCACAGUAAUGGAGAUGUCGUUUAUGUGUAAGAGUCACAAUUGCCAAGAAACUAGAAAGCUGAAGAAACCAUGUACUUUGUGUAAAGCUAGAUUUUUGUCUGUGUGACUUAAUAGUGCCAAAUUGCCAAUAUCAUUCAAAAUAUUGUUUAA
Molecule: messenger RNA, 878 nt
Organism: Medicago truncatula (barrel medic)
Lineage: Eukaryota; Viridiplantae; Streptophyta; Magnoliopsida; Fabales; Fabaceae
Product: cytochrome b5
Exons: 6
Coding region: 169-834 (221 amino acids)
Cellular component (GO): membrane; endoplasmic reticulum
Molecular function (GO): heme binding
Source: RefSeq, a predicted model, not a curated record